Molecule: messenger RNA, 2561 nt
Organism: Alligator mississippiensis (American alligator)
Lineage: Eukaryota; Metazoa; Chordata; Crocodylia; Alligatoridae
Gene: NIPAL2
Product: NIPA like domain containing 2
Exons: 11
Coding region: 278-1432 (384 amino acids)
Biological process (GO): magnesium ion transport
Cellular component (GO): membrane
Molecular function (GO): magnesium ion transmembrane transporter activity
Source: RefSeq, a predicted model, not a curated record
AGCCAGCUGAAAAGUUGUAGCAUGUGGCUUUGUCAUGUUUAUACAAAUAUCUAUAAAAAGGUAAAAAAAAGUCAAAAGCCAUGCAGACCCUUUAAUACCCCUAAGUUCCCUAGAAGUAGCUUUCUUCCUCCCCUGAUUGCACACACCUGUUCAGAGCCCAGGCAGUGCAGGAGUAUGUCAUGCAAGAAGAAUUUUUCUGCCAGACAGUCCUAAACCAGGAAGUGACUGUAAAGUCUCUGCACACCUGGGCAGCCGCGCAACCCCCUGGCAAGUGCUCAUGGCACUGUGUGCAGCAGGAGCCAUGGGGGUACAACUGAUGACUGGAGACAUGCACUUCCUGAGCUCAUUAGGCCAGCUGUCUUGGAACUCCACCUCUGAGGAGCACCAGAUUGGAAAUGGGUCCCUCUCCAAGUUUUGGUACAAUACAAACAAGACUCAGCUCUUAGGAGUUUUGUUGGCAGUCACUGGCAACUUCUUGAUUAGUAUCUCUUUGAAUAUACAGAAAUAUGCUCAUCUCCGACUGGUGUGCCUGGCAGCUCAAAAGACUUACUACACAAGCAAGCUAUGGUGGAGUGGAAUUAUCCUCAUGGGAGCUGGAGAGCUGGGGAAUUUUGCAGCUUAUGGAUUUGCACCAGCCACCCUUGUUGCUCCAUUAGGAUGUGUGUCUGUCAUAGGUAGUGCAUUUAUUUCAGUCUUGUUCCUAAAAGAAACCAUGAGGGCUGCUGAUAUAUUGGGUGGAACUCUGACAAUCGUAGGAACAUAUCUGUUGGUAACCUUUGCUCCAAAUAUAACCCAGGAGCUCACAGCAAGAAAAAUACAGAACUACUUAGUUAGCUGGCAGUUCUUGAUCUGUGUGAUCUUGGAAAUAAUAACAUUCUGCAUUCUCCUGUAUUUUUAUAAAAGAAAAGAUGUGAAGCACAUUGUGGUUUUGUUAAUGAUGGUAGCGCUACUUGCAUCAGUGACUGUCGUUUCAGUGAAGGCUGUGGCAGGCAUGAUAAUGCUCUCAGUGAGGGGUAAAAUGCAGCUAACUCACCCCAUUUUUUAUAUCAUGCUUGUCAUAAUGGUUAUAUCUUGUGUCUUCCAAGUCAAGUUCUUGAAUCAAGCAAUGCAGCUCUACAAUGCAACAGUAGUUGUGCCGAUUAACUUUGUGUUCUUCACCACCAGUGCCAUCAUUGCAGGGGUCAUAUUUUAUCAGGAAUUCCAAGGUGCUGCUUUGCUGAAUGUGUUCAUGUUUCUGUUUGGGUGUCUUCUGUCAUUUCUUGGUGUUUUCGUAAUCACAAGAAAUCGAGAAGCAGAGCACUUACGAAUUCCUUAUAUUGACUGUGGACACAUUCCUGGAAAAAAAAAGAUGGGCAAAAUACAACCAGAUUCAAACAGUUUAUCCUAUGGCACUUUGUCUAAUGAAGGCGACAUGGUGAAAACUCAAAGCUGAGAGAAGAAAGCACUUUUACAUUCCAGUUCACAAAAUGAACUCUGUUUAUUGAAAUCAUAUCCAUGACCACUACUUUACUGCAAAUAUUCUGUGCGUGUCAAGGAACUGUAUGUUGACAAUUCUUAGCAUUAUUUAAGCUUCCUUAACUUAUCCCAGGGCUAGCACAGAUGAGCAAGGAGGGCUUUUGUGCUUAAAGAAAAGCUAGCAAUCAUUCAAAGGAGUUGGAUAUUUUCCUCAUAUAAUACCACUUAGUAGUGCUUUGAGACCAGAAUUGUACAAAGUUGUUGCCUAAAGGUGCAGGUAGGUGCGUAGAUUGAUUUUUUUAAAACAGUAUUUGGUGAGUGGUAGUUGUUCCGAAAGACAAACGUAUAUGUGGUAUCUAAUCUACACUGAGGUAUGAAGAAAGCAUGGGCAUAAAUUCCUCUGAAGCAGCUCUCUGGUAGGGAAGUUUAUUUUUGUCCUAUUGGACUGGAGUGGCAAGCAGGUAUUUCAGAAUAGUUCACUCUGAUAUUUGUCCCCUCUGUCUUCAUUAGAAAAAUGAAAAGCCAGCUUUUGGGGUCAGGUUUUUGAAGACUGUUUUUUGAGAGGAGAAGCCAAAUUCCCUCUGCUGUUCUUUUUUUAAAAGACUCACCUGAGAAAGAAAUUGAUUCACUAUGCAGGGCCCAAUCCUGCAAUACUGAAGUCAGUGAAAAUGCUGAGGCUUUAAAGAUCACAGGAUCAGACCAGCAGAGAGAAAGCCACUAUGAUAACAUAUGUCUUUCUUCAUGAAAAAAAGGCUUCCUUGCAUUCUCCCAGUCAGUACUGGGGGGGGCAUCUAUUCCAUACUAACUGGGGGGGAGGGGAGCCAGAAAGUCCUAAUUUAAUUUCAGCCAUUGAUUCACGGUGACAAAAUUACUUGCAAGCAUUAAUCUGUGUGCUUCCAAUUCUGUUUUUAUUGGGUAAUAUGAAUCUAUCUCACUGGUAUGCUGUGGGGAUUACAUAAGUACUCUGGGGAAAAGGUAAAACACUUUAAAUGUUCAGUGUUAUUUCUUGAACCUUGUACAAAAUAGAUUACAGAAUACUUCUACUCCUGUUAGUUGUGAAUUACUCUUUAAUAAUGGGCAUAUGUCAUAAAUGUGUAUAUAUCUCC